CAAAACGAUGACGGCUCUGUUCUUUCAGAAGGCAAAUUCAAACUUUUAGCUCUUUUUUUUGCUUCAGAUUUCUUAUCUCAUGGUGGAGGACUAUUCGAUGAAGGAGCUCAAAACCAUUGAGAGAAGAAUCGCAAGCCUCAACAAUCACCUCUUUCCAAAAUCUUCUAUUCUUUCCGAAUGCCGUCAGAUUAGCUCCUCGCCCGCGUCGGCGGAGGACAGCUACCGGCGCAUCCACGGCGAGGUCUCCAAAGAACCAGCGGUGUGGAGGCCCGCUUUAGAUGAGUCAGGGAAGGAGUUCACCGAUAUUCACUACGAGAAAUCCGUGGGAGAGGGAAUCGCUAAGAUUACGAUUAAUCGUCCAGAGAGAAGGAACGCUUUCGGGCCGCAUACAAUUAAAGAGCUUAUGAGAGCAUUUAGUGAUGCAAGGGAUGAUAGCUCCAUAGGAGCUAUCAUUUUGACAGGGAAGGGAACCAAGGCUUUCUGUAGCGGUGGUGACCAGGCUUUGAGGACCUCUGAUGGAUAUACAGAUUUUGAAAGCUUUGGUCGUCUUAAUGUUUUGGAUCUUCAGGUACAAAUCCGGCGUCUCCCUAAGCCAGUGAUAGCUAUGGUUGCAGGUUAUGCUGUUGGUGGGGGGCACGUAUUGCAUAUGGUUUGCGAUUUAACAAUUGCAGCUGAAAAUGCCAUUUUUGGUCAGACUGGAGCCAAGGUGGGUAGUUUUGAUGCAGGCUAUGGAUCGUCAAUCAUGUCUCGCUUGGUAGGGCCUAAGAAAGCAAAAGAAAUGUGGUUCUUAUCACGCUUUUACAAUGCUUACGAAGCUGAGAAGAUGGGACUUGUCAAUGCUGUAGUCAAGCUUGAGAAUCUGGAAUUGGAGACAGUGAAAUGGUGUAGGGAAAUCUUAAGAAACAGUCCAACCGCUAUAAGGGUUCUGAAAUCUGCUCUCAAUGCAGUAGAUGAUGGUCAUGCUGGUCUUCAGGUACCUUUUGCAGCAUUUAAUUUCUAAUAUUUUACAUAUGAUACCAUCUA
Molecule: messenger RNA, 1023 nt
Organism: Dendrobium catenatum
Lineage: Eukaryota; Viridiplantae; Streptophyta; Magnoliopsida; Asparagales; Orchidaceae
Product: 1,4-dihydroxy-2-naphthoyl-CoA synthase, peroxisomal
Exons: 8
Coding region: 80-1000 (306 amino acids)
Biological process (GO): menaquinone biosynthetic process
Cellular component (GO): cytosol
Molecular function (GO): 1,4-dihydroxy-2-naphthoyl-CoA synthase activity
Source: RefSeq, a predicted model, not a curated record